Arabis nemorensis is the source of this 897-nucleotide messenger RNA. The record is from the annotation of a GenBank genome assembly. NCBI's taxonomy places the organism in Eukaryota, Viridiplantae, Streptophyta, Magnoliopsida, Brassicales, Brassicaceae.
AUGGCCCGAAUAUUAUUAAAGCAUGGACAAGUUUUUCACCUGUUAUGCUUAUGCUUAGUUUCCGUUGUCUUCUUCCUUUUCGUAUUCUCGGUGAAGGUUUCAGGUGAUGUUGAAUAUCUGAGAGCGGUUCCGGCGGAAGCUAAAACGACGACGGUUUGGUUAUCUACAAUCAAACAGUCUGGUAAUAAUUACUGGGCGAAACUCAAAGAGACUUUGGGUCGUGGUCACUCCCGCUUUUUUCCUCCAAACAUAGAUUUUAGAGGAAAAGAUGAUCCAACGAUGGGAACUGGAGAGAAGGUGAAGGAGGCGGUUACAAGGAGUUUUGAGCAUAGUAAAGAUACGGUGGAGGAAGCUGCCAGAUCAGCGGCGGAGGUAGCGUGUGAUGCGGCGGGAGCGGUGAAAGAAAAGGUGAAGAGGAGCGUUUCCGGCGGAGAAACGACGCAGCAUCAAUCGGAGACUACAUCCUCUCUCCUCCCUUCAUCGAACCUCGUUUCCUCCCGAUCUCAAUCCUCCGAUCGUCGGCCUAGCCACGUCGGCGAUCUCUACGAAAUCGACACCUCCGCCUCUCAGUCGCCGUCGGAUCCUUUAAUCCAGAAGCUCGAAGACGCAGUUCACCGGAUAUUUGUACGCCGAUCUGCUCCUGAUUGGCUCCCGUUUGUUCCGGGUGCUUCUUAUUGGGUCCCUCCUCCUGGAUCUGGAUCUCAAACUCAUGGAAUCGCUCAGCUCGUUGCGAAGCUGGCGAAUCCUUUAACCGACGAAGAAUCUCUCUCCGCCAAUUCUUCUCACGGAUGGCCUUCCUCUGAUUAUUUCCUUAAAGGUGUACAGCCUCGAUUGAUGGAGACUAAGUCCGAGACGACUUUGAAUACUGAGUCUCACUCCGAGGACGAGGAAGGGUAA